UUCCUUGUACACCUUUGGAAGGAUCUCACUAUGACAGGGCAGAGUCUGAAGGCUUUAUCGGAAGCGAAUUUUGAAGACAAUGAGAUCAGCAUCAACGUCGGAGGCUUUAAGAAAAAGAUGAGAUCCAACACAUUAUUAAGGUUUCCUGAGACCAGGCUGGGCAAACUGCUGAGCUGCCACUCAAAGGAGUCGAUACUGGAGCUCUGCGACGACUAUGAUGACACCAAGAAUGAAUUUUAUUUUGACAGGAAUCCCGAGCUCUUUCCUUAUGUGCUACAUUUUUAUAACACCGGCAAGCUCCAUGUGAUGGGUGAACUCUGCGUGUUUUCUUUCAGCCAGGAGAUUGAAUACUGGGGAAUCAAUGAAUUCUUUAUAGACUCCUGCUGCAGUUACAGCUACCACGGGAGGAAAAUGGAGCCAGACCAAGAGAAAUGGGAAGAACAAAGCGACCAGGAAAGUACCACAUCUUCUUUUGAUGAGAUUUUAGCAUUCUACAACGAUGCCUCUAAAUUUGACGAACAACCCUUUGGAAACAUCAGGAGGCAGCUCUGGCUUGCUUUGGAUAACCCUGGGUACUCGGUCUUAAGCCGAAUCUUCAGUGUCCUUUCAAUAGUGGUGGUGCUGGGCUCCAUCGUGACCAUGUGCCUGAACAGCCUCCCAGACUUUCAGAUCAUUGACAGCGACGGGAACCCUGAGGAAGACCCUCGCUUUGAAAUCGUGGAACAUUUUGGUAUUGCAUGGUUCACUUUUGAACUGGUGGCGAGGUUUGCAGUAGCUCCUGACUUUUUAAAAUUUUUCAAGCAUGCCCUGAAUUUGAUCGACCUCAUGUCUAUCCUUCCAUUUUAUAUUACCUUAAUUGUCAACUUGGUGGUGGAAAGUAGUCCAACAUUAGCAAAUUUAGGCAGGGUUGCACAAGUCCUGAGACUCAUGAGGAUCUUUCGCAUCUUAAAGCUUGCCAGACACUCCACAGGUCUCAGGUCUCUUGGAGCCACCCUGAAGUACAGCUACAGAGAGGUGGGGCUUCUUUUACUUUACCUCUCUGUUGGCAUCUCCAUUUUCUCAGUAGUGGCUUACACCAUUGAGAAGGAAGACAAUGAGGGGUUAGCCACCAUCCCAGCUUGUUGGUGGUGGGCUACCGUUAGCAUGACCACAGUUGGCUACGGGGACGUUGUGCCAGGGAGCACUGCCGGCAAGUUGACAGCAUCUGCAUGCAUCCUAGCCGGUAUCCUAGUGGUAGUGCUUCCCAUUACACUGAUUUUCAAUAAAUUCUCCCACUUCUAUAGGCGUCAGAAGCAGUUAGAGAGUGCCAUGAGGAGCUGUGAUUUUGGUGAUGGCAUGAAAGAAGUUCCGUCGGUCAACUUAAGGGACUACUAUGCUUAUAAAGUUAAAUCCCUCAUGGCCAGUCUUACCAAUAUGAGCAGGAGCACUCCCAGUGAGCUGAGCCUGAAUGACUCGCUGCAUUAGUGUACAAGUUUGACAGCAGUUUGCAUGAGAGCUAUCCAGAGCUAUGUUUGUAAAUGUUUUCCUAUUAGUCUUCUUUUUUCCUAGAGGAUCACGUUGCUGACACUGCACUAACUUUGCACUUGAGAAACUAAAGACUGUUUGCACAUUUCCACCCCAUUGCAUAGGUACUGAGUGCUGACUUCUCCAUACACGUGCCCCCAUUGCCAUGACGUCGGUGCUGGCGGUAUAGUGAUGAGCUGUUGCUUUGUGCAUUUCCUCAUCUAGGCAGAGAAACGAACGUACCCCAGUGGAAUAAAAAUUCUUAGCUGUGACAUGAGUAAUGAAAAAA
This is a messenger RNA of Merops nubicus (carmine bee-eater), 1792 nucleotides long. RefSeq names its product potassium voltage-gated channel, delayed-rectifier, subfamily S, member 2 (gene KCNS2). Gene Ontology annotation, cellular component: membrane; voltage-gated potassium channel complex. The transcript has a single exon. Gene Ontology annotation, molecular function: protein binding; voltage-gated potassium channel activity. Lineage: Eukaryota; Metazoa; Chordata; Aves; Coraciiformes; Meropidae. Gene Ontology annotation, biological process: protein homooligomerization; regulation of delayed rectifier potassium channel activity; potassium ion transmembrane transport. The coding region runs from base 31 to 1464 and encodes 477 amino acids. The record is from RefSeq and is a predicted model, not a curated record.